UACUUGUUCCAUGUAGCUUUUGCUCAUUGUUCAAGUCGUUGUAUAACGUGGCAUUCGAUUUGUGCUGGUUGUAUUUUUGGAAUUUCUCGUGUUUCAGUUACUGCCUAGCUGUGUUACUGGAUGUUUGAUAGUGCGCUUGCUUGCAUCGUAUAUCUUAUUGUGCACGGUUUCGCGCUGUUAAUUUUCUAUUGAUUUGCAUUGUACUUCGCCUUUACAUGAUAUGCCUUGAGUUAAAUAUGCGGAUGAACCACCUGGUGUCCAGGAGAAAUCAAUAAUUACGAUUCGUUCGAUAGGAAGGAAGGAAAAUAGAAAAAAAGAGAGGUGUUUUCAAGGCAAUCAUAGUGCAUUGACUUUGGCAGAUUGAAUAAUUCUGGUUCUAUAACAAGCUAUGCUAGCCGCAGCUUGUGGCAACUUACUUUGGUCCAUACAACUACGUAAUUGGUUUGAGCAAGGCUUGGCAUUGAGUCUAUUAUAGCGCAAGAAUUAUAGCUGGAAUAAUUUUCGCACUUGUCUUAACAUAAACUAAUAGCCAGACAGUUGAUGUUGCAAUGACAGAAAAGGAAUACACAGGUCGGAAUGAAUAGCAGCAGCGGAAGCAGCUCAAGUAAAACUGGUUCUUUAAAUUCCAAAUUUGUGUGUUUGUUUAUCAAAGAAACGUAUCUACAUUCCAAUGCCCACACCACACAGGCAAAUAAAUUUUUGUCACGAGCACAAAACGAAUAUUAAAUACAACGAAUAACUUUUUCAAUUUUAUACAAAUUAAAAAAAAAAAAUUCUGUUAUGACCAAUUUUCGGAAUUGUUAUUAAUAAUGUGAACUAUUUUAUAAUUUAAUGACGAAUAUUUUAAAUUCAAACUCUAAUAAUUUAUACAAUAUGAGUGACAUCACUUGCGGCAAAAUUAAUCACAGCACUAAUAGUGCCAACAAUACGUCAACAACGCGUACAUCCACCAAAGCUAAUAAACCAUUUUGUUCUCUGGCAUAUCUUGCCAAAAGUACUGUAGCCAUUAAUGGCAACAAUGACAUAAGAGUCGUCAAUGGUCAUAGCAAUUGUCCGGCUGCGAUGCCGAACGUAGCUGUCACAGCGAAGUUAACUGAUCGGGGUUCACCGUCGUUACCAACGGAAACUGCAACUAUUAUAAAUGAUCAACAACCCUUACAAUGGCAAAUAACCGACACCGAGAACCUUGCCCAAAUCAAUAAUGCGAAUGUUGAAAAGUCUCCCAAAUGUAAUGGUCAGAACGAAGUUGACAAAGUGGCCGAUGUUUUUGGAAUUAUUAAUGAAGAAGAUAAAAACGCUCAUGGACAAGUUGACGCUGACAUCUUAGACGUGAGACGUCCUUGGGAAUUGGCUAAUGGUAGUUUUGUGCGCCGCGUACCAUCAUCGUUGAUGACUACUCAGCAAAAUGCCCUCAACGGUUUGGCAUCAUUAACGAAAUUAAAUAGUUUGGAUUGUUGGGAUUAUACUAUAGAGCUUGAAUGUUUAAAUGGACCACAAGAUUUGCAAUUGGCCGCUGAAUUGGGUAAAACAUUGUUGGAGCGUAAUAAAGAGUUAGAGACCCUUUUAAAGGAAUAUAAGCACACAAUUGAAGAGCAAGAACAGGAAAUUGUGUAUUUGAAAAAACACACAACAGCCUUACGUGAAGUCAAUGAUUCCCGUCUUAAGGUUUACGAACAAUUAGAAGUCGGUAUUCAAGAAUUGGAACGAGCAAAUCAUCGUUUACUUGUUGAAAAUACCAGCGAUAAGAAACAUAUUAAAACGCUUUCGAAUAAUACUGAAACCCUUGAGGGACGUUGCGAGGAAUUAACAAAGCAAUUAGAAGAAGUACGUCAAGCUUUAACUGCAGAACGUCGCAAAAAUGAACGCUUCUUAGCCGAGCAUAUCAAAGCUGAUGGUAGCGAUGUGACUGUUGUAAAACUAAAACACACUUCUCAAAAAAAAUCUAACGAAGGGACAGUUGAUACCACGCUUCCGGUUAAUUAUGACCCGAGUGCUACAGCGCCCGAAAAUUUUAGUUUCACCUUUCAAUCGUCUGUUGCUGGCCGAAAUGCUAAUUCCACUAGUAUAAUUAGUGGUGAUGGCGGCGGUGAUCACGAGAAUUCAUAUAAUCUGAAUAUGGCGUGUAGCAGUGAUGGUAGUGAUGAAAUUAUCAAACUGGUUAACGAUUUGGAGUCCACCAAACGUGCUUUUAUGACAGAGCAACAACGCUGUAGCGAACUGGAAGAACAGUUGGUAGCCAUAAUUCAAGAAAACCAAACUCUGCAGGGACGUAUAGCCCAAUCAAGUACCACUGAGGAAAUGCGAUCGAUGCAUGAUGAACUUUCUGUAUUAGAUGAAGUGCGUCAAGGGCAAAUGUGUAGCCGUUGUUUGCGGUCAAUGGAUGAUCGAAUUACUUUCAAUGAUGAGCAAUCAUCAAUGGCUCCUACCGAAGAGUGUGAAGAGGAUGAGGAACGCAGCCUUCUCGGGCUGGAAAGUAACCGCGACGAUAACGCUAGUGAACAUUCCCAAGCAGAAUAUAGGCAUUCUAUGACUAUAAAGGUAAUACCGCAAAUACCUGAUUCUUUGGAUCUACAUGCUCCUGGCAGUCCGAAUCCGUAUCGUGAUUUGGUUGAGAAAUAUGAGGCUCUUUUGGAAGUACAGAGAUCAUCGCUGGCUCACAAAGCAAAUAAUGGUAUGUCGUUGGCCGAAGAAUUCCAAUCAUCUGGAGAAUUCAAUCAAGCUCAAAAGCGAAUGUUUCAAGAGGCCGGAGGCGGGCCAUCGACAAACGGCGACGCUGCUAGUAGUUGCAAUGGCAGCCUUUCCAAUGCCGCGUCUAGUAAUGCUAAGACUCAUAAGAAUCGUGGACGUACUCCUACUGAAUUUUCAGAAGCUGAAACUUCUUCGUCUGGCUUCUCGGAUGAAACAAGCAAUAAAUACACGCAAACUGAUGAUAGGCCUGGUUACUUUCUCUGUUCUAUCGGUGAUGGAGAAGACUGCAAGUUUAGUAUUUAUGAUGACGUCAGCCCCAUUGAUUCUCGUUUCCGUAAUCGUCCUGAGUAUCGUGAACUUUUUAAAGAGAUUUUUGCUGUCUUAAAAAAGGCAGCCGAAAAUAAAGAAGAAGGAGAAAAACUGCCUUUACUCGACGAUACGCAUCCAACCAGUUCCGUUGCUGUCGCUGCCAGUAAGGUGCCGCCCGUUACUCCUGCCAACGAAGAACUGCCUGUUGAUUUUGGUGAUGAUAGCCAGAGUGUAAUAUCAUCAGCUAUUUCUGAGCAGUCAUUUGCUAUGUCCGAAUGCAUUACGAAAUUAGAGCGUAAAACAGCUAAAAAGCAUAUAAACGAAAAGAAUCAAGAAAAUAAACCACCCAUCGCAGCUUCGAUUUCACAAUUGGCCUCUUCGAAUGUAAAACAAAUCGUGGAGAAUGGAAGAGUAUUGACCCCAUUGAAGCGGGAGCCAUUGGACUACUUAUCGGUUGGUGUUGGCGUUAAGAAAAAAAAUCGUCGCAAAAAUCGAAACUUUUCGAACGAUCGUUCGGAAUCACCUUUGGCUUUGCCUACCCCUCCACGUAUUUAUGUGGGAAGCGGAAAGAAACGCCGAGAAAUGCGUCCAUUUGUUGAUACGUCUACUGCUUCCGGUUCACCAAGCCAGCAAAGUCAAAAUAAUUCGCCUGGCAUUAAUUCACGUGGUGGUCGUAAUGGUACCAAAUAUGAGUGGAACGGUAACUCAAUGAUAAUUUACAAUCGCUCAAUACGUGGACGAAAUAGUGUAGACGCGUCUGCAGGCAUUGAAUAUCGGCCCAGUACAGUCUCCCAAGACUUACAUAAAUUGAAGAAACUUGAUUUAUCAUAUGCAGAAGUUCUGCGACGAGCCGAUGCCUGUAAUCAGCAUCAUCAGCAACAGCAACAAUUAAGAAGAAGAAGUCACCAUCGCCAUUAAAACUGGGAGACAGACCAUAUGCUCAAUUCGUUUAAGUGAUUGUAAAUGUUGUGUCUCUGGUAUAAAUUACUUUUCCGCAUUAUAUCCUCACACCCCUUAUACAAACUUGUCUUAAAGUACAAUAAUAUCCAAUGAAUGCCGGAGCUCAUAUACUCCUCCACCCUUUAAAACCAACUGCCUUUGGUUAAAAUCAUCGAUUACCAGUUUAUUAUCUAUUUUGCUAUUGUUUCAAAUUGCUUGCAGUUUUAUGCAAUAUUUUAUGUAAACUUUUUAUAAUCAAACACAAACAAGAAAUUACUCCCCUUUUUUAAUAUUGAAAUUUUGAAACAAUCCCAAACGAGGUGAACCUGCUUACUAUUUUUAGUUCAGCGCACAAUCUUCAUAAGAAUUAUUUAAUAAAAGAAAUUUUUUUACAUUCUUCUUUUUUGUAUUUCUAAAAACUUCUGUAAAUAGUAUGCGGUAACGAAAUGGAAAUCUAAAAUUAAAUUAACUAUUUCAUGUCUCUUCUACGAAAGUUUCCUCAUAUACUUUUGAAAACCUUCUAAGUAAGACAUUUAAAAAAAAAAUGAUAAGCAACAACAAAAAAAAAAAAAAAAAAGAAGAAAAGAAAACAAAGAACUUCGAAUAGACAUCGCAUUGAGAUGCGUUCGCGCAAUUAUUCAAUCGAGUAAAACAUUAUACGAAAAUGAUUAAACUAAACAUUUAACUGAAAAUAGUCGACAUUUAUAUAUUAGAAUAAAAAGAUUUUUGAAAAUUUA
Glossina fuscipes is the source of this 4673-nucleotide messenger RNA. RefSeq lists its product as uncharacterized. The coding region runs from base 832 to 3915 and encodes 1027 amino acids. The record is from RefSeq and is a predicted model, not a curated record. NCBI's taxonomy places the organism in Eukaryota, Metazoa, Arthropoda, Insecta, Diptera, Glossinidae. The transcript has 8 exons.